AUGUCAGCAAAAGUCGCUGCCUCGCCGCUGUGGGCUAUAAUCGCCGAUGAGACUACAGUCAGGGCUCACCGGGAGCAGCUGGUGAUCGCGGUGAGAUACUUGGACCAAAAGGAUGGGAAAGACGUGCUGCGCGGGGGCCCGGUCAGCCUCGCAGACGUCUUCCAGAGGCUGAACGCCGCAGAAACGGAAAGCGAGGUCAAGCUGUCCGGUCAAAACCUGGUAAAAAUUGUACUCGAAGCUGUGGACCGCCUUCACCGGGACAAGAAGUGCCUCAUCGCGCAGUGUUACGACGGUGCUGCCGCCAUGUCCAGCAUGAAGGCUGGCGUGGCGGCCCAUGUCCAGCGAGAGGCACCCCUGGCCCACUACUACCACUGCGCGAUGCACGGCCUUAACCUCGCCGCAUCCAAGAUGAGCUCGGUUCGUGCGGUGAGGAACGCACAAGGAACGAUGGAGACAGUCAUAGCCUUCGUGGCCGACGGCGCCAAGCGCUCCGUGGUCCUACAGCAGGCACAGAAGAGAACAGGUCAGAGUCAACAGCGCCUGAUCAAGCUGUGCGUGACUCGAUUUGUCGAGCGUUACACGUCUGUCCGUCGCUUCUGUGAACAGUUCGCAGCCAUCGCGGACGACCUGCGUCUCAUGACCGACUGGACCGACGCAAUCACCAUAUCAAAGGCGAAUAUGUUCCUGAAGGCCAUGGCGGCUUCGGACUUCCUGGUGGCCAUCGUGACCAUGAAGGAGCUGGGCAGUCUGCUGCGACCAGUAUCCCUCAAGCUACAGCAACCGGGUGAAGAUCUGAUCCAGACGCUCGGCUUGGCGAGGACCACCAUCAGUACACUCACUGACCUGCGCACCGGCAGUCAUCGUUCGGGUCUUCUUUCUUCGUUCGAUGAGCUGAUGGCCGAAGCGCAGAUGAUGGCAGAAGAGCUGGACACAACCAUCGAGAGGCCGCGGAUCCCUGCGCACCGCUCUACCGUCAGAGCGAACGUGGGCGACGACCUGGGCGUCACCGGCUACUUCCGCGUGAAUGUGUACUUCCCAGCCAUCGACGCAGUGCAGCAGGACAUGGAGGAGAGCGGCGUGUGA
Messenger RNA from Pollicipes pollicipes, 1083 nucleotides. RefSeq lists its product as uncharacterized. The coding region runs from base 1 to 1083 and encodes 360 amino acids. The record is from RefSeq and is a predicted model, not a curated record. The transcript has 2 exons. Lineage: Eukaryota; Metazoa; Arthropoda; Thecostraca; Pollicipedomorpha; Pollicipedidae.